UUUUGUGAAAAUUUUGUUUAGAAUUGGUGAGAAAAAUGAAGAAAGAAUGGAGCUUUAUUCUUGGAUUAUUGGGAAUUUUGCUUCAACUAUUUUUGCUGGCUGAAUCUACAUUAACAAAACAGAAUGUAUUAAAGAAAAACAGUCAACUAGACCAGCAAUCUUUUCCACCAGUGCAAAUUCUUAGACUGGAUGAUGAUUAUGUUGUGGUGGAUAAUGGAAUAUUUAAUGUUACUUUUUCUAUUCCUGGUGGAAUGGUCACUGGAAUACAAUAUAAUGGAAUUGAUAAUUUAUUGGAAAAUGGAAAUAAAGAUGAUAACAGAGGGUAUUGGGAUAUUGUGUGGAACAAACCAGAUGAAAAAGGGAUUUUUGACAAACUUCAUGCAGCAGAUUUUAAGGUUAUUAUGGAAGAUGAAAAUCAAGUGGAGCUUUCAUUCACAAGGACUUGGGAUUCUUUAGAUUCCAAACAACUUUCCAUGAAUAUUGACAAAAGGUUUAUAAUAUUAAGAGUAAUUUCUGGAUUUUAUUGUUAUGGAAUUUUGGAACGUUUAGAAGGAUGGCCAGAUAUUGAUGUUUACCAAGGAAGAAUUGUCUUCAAGCUCAAGGAAAAAUUGUAUGUUGAUGACAAAUAUCAAUAUUCUUGUGAAAACAAGGAUAACCGGGUCCAUGGAUGGAUCAGCCUGACUCCACGAACCGGGUUUUGGAUGAUUACACCAACCGAUGAGUUCAGAACGGUACACAUUAUGAACUCACUUGCACCUGAUGAGCCAGACACUCUCACACUUUGGACCGAUGCAAAAGAACAAAUGUUCGUUGAGACUGAAAAUUGGCCGUAUAAUUUCCCUCUUUUGGAGGAUUAUGCUCGAGCUGAUCAAUGUGGUAUUGUAAGUGGCAGAUGGCUCGUUCGAGAUAGAUAUGUUAGCCAAAGUCUUAUGAUUGCAAAUUCAGCUUUUAUUGGACUGGCUGCUCCUGGAAAUGUUGGAUCUUGGCAAUUAGAAAAUAAGGCUUAUCAAUUUUGGACUCAAACUGAUAGUGAGGGAUAUUUCUUGAUCAAGAAUGUUAUUCCUGGGAACUAUAGUUUAUUUGCUUGGGUGCCUGGAUUUGUUGGAGAUUACAUGUACGAUCCGUACAUUAUUGUCACGCCAGGAUCAAGAAAAAGGGUAGAAACUCUUAUAUAUGAUGCUCCAAGAAAUGGUCCAACAUUGUGGGAAAUUGGAAUUCCUGAUAGAACAGCUGCUGAAUUCUUCAUCCCUGAUGCACAACCAAAACUCUUGAACCAAUUAUAUGUUGUACAUAAUCAAGAAAGGUAUAGGCAAUAUGGAUUAUGGGAUAGGUAUACAGAGAUAUACCCUGAUGAUGAUUUGGUGUUUACUAUUGGAUUAAGUAACUAUCAAACAGAUUGGUUCUUUGCUCAUCUCAAUAGAUAUUUUUACAAUGAUGAUGGGAACAAGACUUAUGCACCAACAACAUGGCAAGUUCUAUUUGAUCUUGAAGAUGUUGAUCAGUCAUCAAACUAUACUCUUCAACUAGCAUUGGCCUCAGCACAUGAAGCUGAAUUGCAAGUUCGAUUCAAUGAUCCAGAAAUCGAUGCUCCUCACUAUUCGACAGGGUUGAUAGGGAAGGAUAACGCGAUAGCAAGACAUGGUAUACAUGGAAUAUACAGACUAUAUACUAUAAAUGUUCCUGGCUCUCUCCUUGGUUUUGGAACAAAUAUUAUGUUUAUCAAGCAAAGUAGAGGUGAUAGGCCUUUUAGAGGACUUAUGUAUGAUUGUAUUCGUCUUGAAGGUCCUUCAGAUGAAAGCGAUUGA
Solanum stenotomum is the source of this 1805-nucleotide messenger RNA. RefSeq lists its product as uncharacterized. Gene Ontology annotation, molecular function: carbohydrate binding. The record is from RefSeq and is a predicted model, not a curated record. NCBI's taxonomy places the organism in Eukaryota, Viridiplantae, Streptophyta, Magnoliopsida, Solanales, Solanaceae. Bases 36 to 1805 code for a protein of 589 amino acids. The transcript has 14 exons.